AUGGGAUUAGGCGGUUUAAGUCGUGAUCUUCAGGGUGGUGGCGGUGGUUCACAAGGAGAUACACCUAUGGUUGAUACAGCUGAACAAGUGUAUAUAUCAUCAUUGUCCCUAUUGAAAAUGUUAAAACAUGGAAGAGCUGGUGUGCCGAUGGAAGUCAUGGGUCUUAUGUUAGGUGAAUUUGUCGAUGAUUACACUGUACGUGUUAUUGAUGUAUUUGCUAUGCCUCAAUCUGGGACGGGUGUCAGUGUAGAAGCGGUUGAUCCCGUCUUCCAAGCAAAAAUGUUAGACAUGUUAAAACAAACAGGUAGACCAGAGAUGGUUGUUGGAUGGUAUCACUCACAUCCUGGUUUUGGUUGUUGGCUAUCAGGAGUCGAUAUUAAUACACAACAAAGUUUUGAAGCAUUGACCGAACGAACAGUGGCUGUUGUUGUUGAUCCUGUUCAAAGUGUUAAGGGCAAAGUUGUUAUUGAUGCAUUUCGUUUAAUAAAUCCAAAUUUAUUUGUAUUAGGCCAAGAGGCACGUCAGACAACGUCAAAUUUAGGUCAUUUAACUAAGCCAUCGAUACAAGCAUUAAUUCAUGGUCUAAAUCGACAUUAUUAUUCAAUAUGUAUUAAUUAUCGUAAAAAUGAAUUAGAACAAAAAAUGUUAUUAAAUUUACAUAAAAAAUCAUGGAUUGAUGGUUUAACAUUACAAGAUUUUAAUGAUCAUAGUGAACAAAAUACAAAUGUUGUUAAACAAAUGUUAGAUUUAUCGAAAAAUUAUAUUAAAUCAUUGGAAGAAGAAGAGAAGAUGACACAGGAACAACUAGCUAUUCGAAAUGUUGGUAAACAAGAUCCAAAAAGACAUUUAGAAGAAAAUGUUGAUAUAUUAAUGACAACAAAUAUUGUUCAAUGUGUAGCUGCCAUGAUGUCAUUGUGUUGUUUUAAAUAG
Messenger RNA from Didymodactylos carnosus, 930 nucleotides. The record is from the annotation of a GenBank genome assembly. NCBI's taxonomy places the organism in Eukaryota, Metazoa, Rotifera, Eurotatoria, Philodinida, Philodinidae.